This is a messenger RNA of Cuscuta epithymum, 2088 nucleotides long. Lineage: Eukaryota; Viridiplantae; Streptophyta; Magnoliopsida; Solanales; Convolvulaceae. The record is from the annotation of a GenBank genome assembly.
UAAACAUCCUCCACUUAAACUGUAGUACAGGUAUUGCCACUUUUUUUACUCCAUCCUUCAAUCAUGGCUGUCUUCUCCUUCCUCAUCCUCCUUUUUUCUGCUCUUUCUCUUCUCUCCCGACCUUUCUUAUCUGCGGCCAGCCUCCACAGCUCCGCCGGGCUAUAAACAGAACACAGCUCAUUCCAGAGCAUCCUCACAGUGACACCCCAACUACCUACUUCGAGGUCACUAAGCCCAUAAAGCUCCCAAAGACCAAACCUUGCUCAUACCUUCUUCUCCAACAUGAUUUCGGAAACACCUACGGGCAGCAGCCCGUUCUUGCGAACUACACCCGCCCUUCGAACUGCCCAUCUCAGAACUUCUCCAGAAUUGUUCUUGAAUGGGAGGCCACGUCUAAAGGCAGGCAAUUUGACCGGAUCUUCGGGGUCUGGCUCGGUGGGGUUGAGAUUCUCCGAAGCUGCACCGCCGAACCUAGAGCGACGGGCAUUGUGUGGACAGUUAAGAAGGACAUUACUAGGUAUUAUCCUUUGCUGAUGAGUAGUGAUCAGAUUCUUGCUGUUUAUUUGGGCAACCUUGUUGAUAGUACUUAUACUGGUGUUUAUCAUGUGAAAAUCAAGAUUCAUUUUUACCCAUAUGAAGAAAAGUCUAGUUUUUAUUCUGGGGUUGCUGAUUUAAUACUUCCAGUUUCAAGAAACUUGCCAUUGAAUGAUGGGUUAUGGUUUGAGAUUCAGAAUUCAACAGAUAUCUCCUCAGAGGAGGUCAAGAUUCCUCAAAAUGCAUAUAGGGCUGUAUUGGAGGUUUAUGUGUCAUUCCAUGAAAAUGAUGAGUUUUGGUAUUCAAAUCCUCCUAAUGAUUUCAUAGCUGCAAAUAACCUUACUGAUGUUUUCCCUGGAAAUGGUUCUUUUAGAGAAGUUCUUGUCAGUUUGGAUGGUAAAGUAGUAGGAGCUAUUUGGCCCUUCACUGUGAUUUACACAGGAGGCAUAAAUCCUCUCUUGUGGAGACCCAUUACUGGAAUAGGUUCAUUUGAUCUCCCUUCAUAUGACAUUGAGAUAACUCCCAUGUUAGGGCUAAUGUUGGAUGGGAAGAGUCAUAAGAUCUCAUUCAGUGUCACAAAUGCAUUGAAUGUUUGGUAUAUUGAUGCAAACUUGCAUCUUUGGUUGGAUGGUGACAGUAAAAAAACAGAAGGGAAGCUCAUAGAACACAAAAGCUUCCCUCUUUCUUUGUCUCUAGAGUCAAACUUCACUGGCUUAAACGGUUCUUUCUUGACAGAGUCUAAUCGGACCAUACAGUUGACAGGAUGGCUGAAUUCAUCUUAUGGAGUAAUUCAUACCAAAACAGUUCAAAAUUUCAAGUAUGCCAAUUUUAUGGUUAUAGGGAAUGAAGGGAAUAUGCAGAUGGUAAACCAGACAAUUCAUUUCCGGGAUGCUGUCUAUUCCAAAAUGUCAUCUUCUUCAAGUCAUUCCUUGAAAUCUGCUAAGAAAUUCUAUGUGUCUUUGAAUUCAGAUAGCAUAGAUCAAGGAAAUAAAACUUUUACUUCUGUGGCAAAUCUGACAUUGGGAUUCAAUGAAAAAACGAUCAAAUCUUUGGGUUCAAGAUUAUCCAAAACUUCUCUCAAGAAUUUACAAAAGGGGAAUGGAUCCUUGCUGGUAAAGGACAGCUCGGUUGUGAAUGGAUUGGCGAGUACCAAACAAGCAUACCAUUAUAGUGAAGAUUCUUUCCGCUACUCCAGAAAUGUUGGCAGCUCAAACUACACUAUUCUCUAUGACAAACAAAAAUAUGCUUGAAAUUGAUGAGAUUUUUGUGUUUUUCAAAUAUACGAUAGUAUGUUUUUAUUUACAAAUAUUUCUGGCUACAACCUUCCCCUCAAGUGAAGGGCGGGUUUCGGAAAGAUAACAUGGAAUUUUGAUUAUACUAGAAUUACAUUACAUACUUUGGAGUAUAAGAGGAACAAUGCUAACAUUUGAUACUAUUCCUGUAAAAUUUCCCUAUAUAUAGUGUGUCAUAAUAAUACGAAUUAUUAUUUGAUAAAAAAAAUAUGAAUUAUUAUGUUGUACUCUGUAGUCCGUAUACUAUUAUCAUUGUUGUUUU